AUGAUCUGCCACAUUCCUCUUCUGCUCACUGUCAAAUGCUUUCAUCAGAUCAAUGAACACCACACAGUCCCGACACUUCUCCUGCAGCUGCCAGAGAACAAACACCAUGUCUGUUAUGCUCCUGUUGGUUCUGAAGCUGCACUGACUCUCUGGAAAGUGAUUUUCCACGAUGACAGGAACACGAUGCCUAUUCAGCAGAAUCCUUGCAAGGAUCUUUCUUGCAAUGGAGAGCAGAGUAAUCCCUUGGUAAUUGGAGCAGUCAGAUUUUUCCCCAUUUUUUUUGUACAGGGCAAUGAUGACUGCAUCGUGGAGAUCUUGUUCUUUUUUUCCCUGCUCCUAAUAACAGCAAAAGAGCACAUGGAGUUUCACAAGCAACACUGGGCAUCCAUGCUUCCAGAAUUCAGAGUUUUCUCUUUUCAUUUCCAACUUCAUCUCCACACACUUCUUUAUUUCUAUCUUCUUUUCCACUUUCUCUCAUUAUUUCCCUAUCUUUUUCUCUUAAUUUUUACCCUUCCUACUCUUUUUAUUCUCUCACUUUUUCACACUUUAUAUUUCUAUGCCUGUUACCCUCUUGUUCUCUUUUUUACUAUCAGCUCAUCUGUUCUCCCUUUCUUUGUCAGUCUUUUCUUUCUCCCUCUUUUAAAAACUCUAUUUCACCCCAUUUAUCAUACCUGUCUAAUUUAUCUCUCUUCUUGUUCUAUACUUUCCUCUUUCUUUUUCUGUAAACUGCUUCUCUCUACUCUCUCUUUCUCUCUAAUACCAAGCUUUUGGUUUCAUUUGGAGUUUAUCUAUCUUCCAUUGAUUUUUUUCUUAUCUCUUUCUCUUUGCUUUUUAUUUCAUUCUCUCUUUUCUACAAACUUUUAUUCUUUCUGGAACAUUGUCUCUUCUGUUUAUUUCUCUUUAUUUAUCCUUAUCUUUUUUCUCUUUAUUAUCUCUUCUUGUUCUAUACUUUCCUCUUUCUUUUCUGUAAACUGCUUCUCUCUACUCUCUCUUUCUCUAAUACCAAGCUUUUUGGUUUCAUUUGGAGUUUAUCUAUCUUCCAUUGAUUUUUUUUAUCUCUUUUCUCUUUGCUUUUAUUUCAUUCUCUUUUCUAAACUUUUUAUUCUUUCUGGAACAUUGUCUCUUCUGUUUAUUUCUCUUUAUUUAUCCUUAUCUUUUUUUCUCUUUAGUUUUUUCCAUUUAAAGUUUCUUUUUCAUUUUCUCUACAUCAAUAUUUUCUACCUUUCUUUAUAUUUUAUAUCAUUGUAUUUUUUACCUGUCAGCAUUUAA
Messenger RNA from Acanthosepion pharaonis, 1269 nucleotides. The record is from the annotation of a GenBank genome assembly. NCBI's taxonomy places the organism in Eukaryota, Metazoa, Mollusca, Cephalopoda, Sepiida, Sepiidae.